CGGAGACGAAGCUUCGAGGCAGUUGACAGAGAAAGGUGGCCAACAUGGAGCCACGCCGGUCGAGCAUCGGAUAGAGCAGUCUAACACAGAGACAGACAGAAUCGCAACUGGGACUCUCUUCACGGAUACAUCAACACUCUUCGAUGAAGACGCUCCUUUAGCUUCUCUUUCAUCAUCACGUGACGUGGCUGAGAUGAAAAGAAAAGUGAUAGAGGAUUGUCGUGAAGAUACUGACAACUUUGAUCCAGUCGUGGACGCCUGUACUCCUCGCAAGACCGGAAAGAAUGAUGCCAUUGUUGACUACCUUGACGAGAACCAAAACAUCAGGACACGGUGCAUGCAGAAACACCAAAACCAAUCUGGCUCGUCAUCCUCGUUCGACGGCAAGAGCACUUGGAGCAAUAGCACGCCGUCAUCGACAAGAAAGAAAAACCGUUCCUCUUGCAUUCGUCUUGGAGCUGAGGAGCCGGCUGGCAUAGAGCGAGACUCAUAUCCUGGGACGAUGAGCGGAGUACGCGGUGGCCCUACUCGAGGUCAGCAGAGUGGCUUUGCGGCUAAGGGUCAGCAUCGCAGUUGCUUUGCCUCUGCAAAGCAGCGCUUCAUGCCAGACGAAACGCCUGAUGCACAGACGGGAGGAGGCAGGAGCAAGGAUGAACAAUCGAAGCGUAUAGAACGCAUCGAAUCUCAACGAUGUUGGUUUUGGGGUGGUUUUUCUUCGUCACGUCUGCUGUUCAGUGACCCACCCCCCUGGCGGGAUGAGCGCGGGUUCGCAUGCGAAGCCCCCAAGUCUGUUGAAAAUGGCAUUCGCUACCGGUGGGAGGUCCGCGUGUCUCCUGUCACUGAUGACAACGGAUGGAGCUACAGCCGCGCAUUUUCUGCGAAGCGCCAUGUUUUGACGAACAAGGCUACCUACAAGUCUAUGUUUCGCGAGCGAAGGCAUAUAGGCAUGCCCAUUUUGGAUUUUGACGAAGACGACGUCUCCUCUUGCGCAGGCUCAUCAAGUAUUCUCUCGACUAACUACGUCGGGGACCAGCUACACACAUCGACAAACACUCCGAGCACGAUUUUUUCUGGAUCUUCAAACAUGACGCUUCUUGAUGAUCGAGAAACCGAGAAUAACCGAGGGGGUGCUGGUAAAAAAAUGAACGUUCAUACAUUCAUAAGUCGCGACUGUCAAGGCGGUUCUAGUGCUCGAAAUGGUAUCCGCGACGAGAUAAAUUUUGCAGGGGACUCGGCCUCCAGCACAUCUCGCACAAGGGACAAUCACAAAGCGGGAGUAUAUGCCAGGAACGGAAACGACCUAGCAGAUAGCAGAAUCGAGGGCUUCGCAACCUGGAAGACGGGCAUGCGGUCUGUAGCUGGCGAGACAAGCGAGGAUGCAAGUCCACGGCUACGAAGAGUAGUUGUGAAUGUAAAUCACGGUUUUGGGUUCGGUGAUGGGAGCUUGCUCGAUGCGCAGGGUGAUAAGCAUCAGGGUAGACAUCACGUUGAUCACCACGUGAAAAAUAGUUACAUGCUGCGGGAUGACAUCAACAGUGUUGUAAGCGGAGGCUUUCUGAUGUCACACGAGAACGAGGGCUCCUCUGGCGGAGGUGGUGGCGGUGCCUUUAACGCUGCGCGGCGCUUCUUUUCAUCGGAGAAAAGCGAGAAAAGCGGGAAUCGCAAUUUCAUUCGAGAAUUCUGGGAUCGCAACCUUUUGCGUUUCAACAAGCACGAACGCAAGUUUCUCUUCUGGGCGGACUACAUCGAGCGCCGUAACAAUUUGUUCGAGGGCAAAUACGCGCACAUUUCUCAAAUUCUCGCUAUACUGUUGUUCGCUUUGAUGCUUUUGGCAACGUUCGUGCCUGCGCGGCUCCUGAUACUGAUUUUCCUUGUGCGCCGUUUUCGCAAGGGCUACAAGAGUGGCAAGUACAGCCGUGCCAACCGCGAACUGGUCUUGUCGGAACUGAAAAAUGAAGCGCAACACUGGUGCGUGGAUCGACGUCAGGUCCGACGAAUAGAACGGUGGACGCGACAGACAAAAAUGACCGAGGUGUUCAAUCUCACUACGACACUAGCACUCCGUGACUGGAUUCACCGGCGUUACUUUCGGAAUGCCUAUCCUCUACCGGUUUCCCAUCUACAGCAAUUUCAAACCCUAGACGACUUGUUGAAACGCGUAGUUUCCGAAAGUCUCUGCUUUCUUCGCAAUCGGGAGCGUCCCCGUUCUAUGUGGUGGCGCGGAGGCUUCUUUCACUCAUUCCUAGAUCACGUGCCAUCCAAUAUCAACGAAUAUGACCCAGAUUCCAUCCUUUACUACGGACACCGAUACCAGGACUCAGACGAGAUUUAGCGCAGGAAAAUUCGCGACCACCAUCGAGAUGUCCUUUCCCUUCCUCUUUUUCAAUUCCAUCGUCAUUCAACAGAAUCACCAACACUAUCUUGUGAUCUUGUCUACUUGUUUGAUAAAUAUGAAUAUGUUUUCUUUUUUCAAGCGCGAUUUUGCUAUGUUGAUGAAAAUCAAGGAAAACAUGAUAAUCUUCAUGCCUGCAGGCAAAGGCAUAAUUCCCAGGAUGCAGAGGCCGAGAAGUAAAU
Amoebophrya sp. A25 is the source of this 2574-nucleotide messenger RNA. NCBI's taxonomy places the organism in Eukaryota, Dinophyceae, Syndiniales, Amoebophryaceae. The record is from the annotation of a GenBank genome assembly.